Ziziphus jujuba (common jujube) is the source of this 2596-nucleotide messenger RNA. Its product is annotated as 3-oxoacyl-[acyl-carrier-protein] synthase II, chloroplastic. The record is from RefSeq and is a predicted model, not a curated record. Gene Ontology annotation, cellular component: chloroplast stroma. Gene Ontology annotation, molecular function: 3-oxoacyl-[acyl-carrier-protein] synthase activity. NCBI's taxonomy places the organism in Eukaryota, Viridiplantae, Streptophyta, Magnoliopsida, Rosales, Rhamnaceae. Gene Ontology annotation, biological process: fatty acid biosynthetic process. The transcript has 14 exons. Bases 438 to 2129 code for a protein of 563 amino acids.
GGAAAUCGAUGUUUUGUAAAUUUGUUACACAUCUUGUAUUUUAGUCUCCCAAAAAAAAAAAAAAAAAAAAAAUACAGUGAAUGAGUGAGUGAGAGAGAGAGAGAGCACUUGGCGUUCUCUUCUGAGGACGACUCAGAUUGCCCAAAACUUGGCAUCUUGAACGGUUUCAAAUAAAAACUUCCAAAGAGGAAGAGAUCGAAUGCGACCUUCCAUUUCCUUCCUUAGCCUUCCCCUUCUUCUUCUGCUCCACCAUUACCACCACUAUAUUCGCCGUCUCUCAAACCCGACCUCCACUUCCCUCCACCUUUCGUUCCUCUUCUAUUUUUUCUUCUUCUUCUUCUCCCUGUUCGCUUAGGUUGCCAUUUUCAUUGGUGGGAUUUGCUUCAAAAUCGGUUUUUUUUUAUCUGGGUUUUCGAUUUUGCCAUCUGGGUCCUUCCAUGGCGGCCUCCUCACUUGCAUCUCCUCUCUGCACGUGGCUCGUGGCAGCCUGCAUGUCGGUCACGUGCGACAGAGACUAUUCCUCGAGCUCGUCCUUGCUUCAGUCGUCCAAGAGAUUGAGCAGGUGGGCUCGGAGGAGGAAGGUCUGGGCGAAAUGUAGUAGUGAGAGUGCCGAAUUCAAUAGGGGCUUAAUUUCGUCCUUCUGCGGAUCCAGCAUUCAGGGUCUGAUGAGCUCGUGCCUCGCUUUCGAGCCCUGCAAUGAGUACCAUAGCUCCAAGGGGCUUUCUUCUUCGGGCUACAAUGGCUUCCCCUCUCUGUUCGGAUCCAAAAGUGCUUCUACCAACCGCAGGCAAAGGCGUAUCAAUCGAGCCUCUCUUUCGGGGGAAACCAUGGCAAUAGCUGUGCGACCUGCUGAGGGGGUGAGUACGAAGAAGAAACCUAUGACAAAGCAGAGGCGAGUUGUUGUGACUGGGAUGGGUGUGGUGACCCCUUUAGGUCAUGAUCCAGAUAUCUUUUAUGAUAAUUUGCUCGAGGGUGUUAGUGGCAUAAGUCAGAUAGAGACUUUUGAUUGUGCCCAAUUUCCAACUAGAAUUGCAGGAGAGAUCAAGUCAUUCUCGACUGAUGGAUGGGUUGCACCAAAACUAGCCAAGAGGAUGGAUAAAUUUAUGCUUUACAUGCUUAUUGCUGGCAAAAAGGCCUUGGCUGAUGGAGGAAUUACAGAAGAAAUAAUGGAUGAGUUUGAUAAAGCUAAAUGUGGAGUUUUGAUUGGCUCAGCAAUGGGUGGCAUGAAGGUUUUUAAUGAUGCUAUUGAAGCUUUACGGGUUUCAUAUAAGAAGAUGAAUCCUUUCUGUGUACCCUUUGCAACUACAAAUAUGGGCUCUGCCAUGCUUGCGAUGGAUCUGGGAUGGAUGGGCCCAAAUUAUUCAAUUUCUACUGCUUGUGCAACUAGCAACUUUUGUAUUUUGAAUGCGGCAAACCACAUCAUUAGAGGUGAAGCGGAUGUGAUGCUUUCUGGUGGCUCAGAUGCAGCAAUUAUACCCAUUGGCUUGGGUGGAUUUGUGGCAUGCAGAGCUCUUUCACAACAUAAUAAUGACCCGGCGAAAGCUUCACGUCCUUGGGACAUUAACCGUGAUGGAUUUGUUAUGGGAGAAGGAGCUGGAGUUUUGCUUUUAGAAGAAUUAGAGCAUGCCAAGAGAAGAGGCGCAAAUAUCUAUGCAGAAUUUCUAGGUGGAAGCUUCACAUGUGAUGCUUAUCACAUGACUGAGCCUCAUCCUGAUGGUGCUGGUGUUAUUCUCUGCAUAGAGAAGGCAUUAGCUCACUCUGGGGUAUCCAGGGAAGAUGUAAAUUACAUCAAUGCACAUGCUACAUCCACACCAGCUGGAGACCUUAAAGAGUAUCAAGCUCUCAUGCAUUGCUUUGGCCAGAAUCCUGAGUUAAGGUUAAACUCUACGAAAUCCAUGAUUGGUCAUCUCCUAGGAGCAGCUGGUGGUGUAGAAGCUGUAGCAACAGUACAAGCAAUACGAACAGGGUGGGUUCAUCCAAACGUCAACCUGGAAAACCCGGAUAAAGGCGUGGACAGAAAAUUUCUUGUGGGGCCAAAGAAAGAGAGACUUAAUGUUAAAGUGGCAUUAUCUAAUUCAUUUGGGUUUGGUGGCCACAACUCAUCAAUCAUACUUGCCCCUUAUGAGUAGAACAGAUUCAGUGGGCUACUUCAACCUUGUUAUGAUGAUGGUGAAGCUACUGAGAGAAGCGAGAAAUUUCCUUUGUUUCUGCAUGUCUUUUUGAUUUGGGGAAUGCACAUGGGCAUGCAGAUCAAAUUGGUUGGACAGCUGAUCACUAGGGAAGAGACAAUUGAAAUGGCCCUUGGGAUGGGGAACAACAUUCAGAAUUCAGCCAAUGUUUAUCAUGGAAUUACUUUUGCUUCCUAAUGUUAGAAAUUUUCCUCUUUGCAUAAAUUGCCAUACAAGGGCUUUAUUUACUAUAUUAGCCACUUAACCCCUUUUAAUCAAUACUGGCCUUGUUUGGUAUUUUUAUUUUCAUGUACAAGUAGAUGGUUGAUCAGAUUGAUUUGAUAUCCAAGUUGUAAUGAAUUUUGAUCAGGCGGUUGCAUAGGUUAUAACUUUUGACAGCUGCGGGCUGUGGUGCUACGUUUGUCUAA